CAGUCAGUGUAACAGUAAUUUAAGGCUGUGCAGACACUGUUCACUGAGUUCACUUCCUCAGAGGAUAUUAAGAAAGAAGACAAAGAAGAAGAAGCAGCAGGCUGGCAGAUAUGUUGACCUCAACCACAGUUGCUGUAACAGGGACCUCUGGUCUGAACUCCUCGGCCGGUAAUGGCACAACCUUCCUUGACUCUGAGUUCCGUUACAUCCUCUUCCCUGUCGUCUAUGGCAUCAUCUUCAUCCUGGGCCUCCUCGCCAACAUCUACGUGCUGUUCGUGCUGCGUUGCCUCCGCCAAGCCAAGGCCAUGGGCGAAAUCCGCAUCUACAUGACAAACUUGACCAUCGCCGAUCUGCUUUUUGUCCUCGCCCUCCCCCCUUGGAUUGGCUAUUACAGUCGGCAUGGCAAUUGGAUCUACACGGAUUUCAUGUGCCGGCUGACUGGCUCGUUGUUCUUCAUCAACACCUACUGCUCCAUCCUCUUCCUCGGGGCCAUCAGCGUCAACAGGUACUGGGCGGUCACCCAGCCUUUGGAUGCAGCUUCCUCAGACCACAGAUGUCGUGGGAUUAUCAUAAGCGUUGUCAUCUGGACAUUGACUGUAGCGAUGGCUAUUCCAUCUCUGGCAUCUCCAGGGACCAACACCGAUGAGAACAAUGUCACUCGAUGUUUCGAGGGGUACCAGAAUGAAUCCGAUACGCAGAAGAUAACAGUAGCUGCCACUCAUUUUGCAAUUAUCGGGAUGUUUUUUGUCGUCUUCUUUCUGGUCGUGGUGUGUAAUCUCCUCAUUGCUCGAGCGCUACUCUCUCAAAGUGCUCCUCAGUCAGAGUUAAAGUCUGCAACGAUCAUAUCCAGAAAGUCCACCAGGACCGUGUCCACCUUAACUAAAAAGCCAAGGGGGGUGAAACGUAGAGCUCUGCGGAUGCUGUUAGCAGUAGUGGGCGUGUUUGUGCUGUGUUUCCUGCCCCACCAUGUAAUUCAAGGCCUCUGGACACUGGCGGUGUUGCAGAUCGGAGAGGGCUGGGGCCACGUCGAGUGGAGCCAGAAGACUCUUCAGGCGCUCAAUGACGCACAUCAGAUCACUCUGCUUCUGAUGAGCCUCAACUGCAUUUUGGAUCCUGUAGUUUAUUAUUUUGCCACGAGGAAGUUUCGAGGGUUCAUCAUGGCCCACAUUAAAAAGAUAGCAAAGGGCGAUGGGUGCUCACAGACAGUCACCUCGCAGCUCUCCAUGGACAGCAGGAAUCAGAGCCAUAGACUCCAGAGCGAGCACCCGCAGCCCGAAGAGGACUGAUUUGAACAUAGAUGCGUGUGUAGAAGACUUUCAUGUUGCCACUGAUUCAAGAUAACAUACAGUAUUAAGUUGCACCUAAAGAACUAAAGCUUUAGUGUAUAUGUGGUAUGGGCGGCUGAACACCCUCACAUUUGGAUGUGGUUUCACAAACAUUAUCAUGAACUUUUAUCACGUCCUACUGUUGAAGCUGCGGUCUGAAUUGCAGCACUCCUUCUGCUCUUCCUGUGUGAAGUACAAGCUGAAAGCAGAAGUUUUGCAAGCAGAAGUACAUAAACGAAUCAAUUACGGCUCUGAAAUUUUCCGCAGGAGGACACUUUCUCACUUUACUCUGUGAAAUGAACUCAGAUGAGAUGAGACACCGGACACAUUAUUCAAAUCCUCCCACAGGUGUUGUUCUGCACAAAGUGGGGCACUAGAAGUAAAGGAUGAUACACGUACAUAGAGAGCCCAGUCGUGUUGUUUGCAGUGUUUAAAGUGGAGCUUCUCACUAGAUUGUACACACCCUCCAACUCAGUGGGUGUACUUGCUUUGCCAGACGUUAUAUCAGUAAAAUAUGUGAUGAGAUUGUCUCACAUCAGAUAACUUUCAGGUUUUUUAGCUUUGCCUGGACACGUUUUAUCCAGUAUUGUGAAACCGGGGAACAGAAGUAAUAAAGAGCUACGUUUCCCCUCAGGCAUCCAAUAUUGUGACACUGCCUAUAUGUCACAUGGUAAAACUCCCAUGACUCACUGUGACAAAGGAACACACAUAUUAUUAUUCACCUAUUUAUGAGGCCUAUAUGUAAUAUAUUGUAUUUUUUUAUAUACUAUCACAUUGAAGAGGUAUUUUUCAUUCAGUGGAGCAGCUUUGGUUGUAUUUUAUUUUACUCAGAAGUCUGUGUAAUGAAAAAUAUGCUGUUUUUUAUUCCAUAUAAACAACUGUUGUAAUUAGAAUUUGAUUUAUGUCUUUCAUGUGCAGUAUUGUGAUGAUUAAAGUACAUU
Epinephelus fuscoguttatus (brown-marbled grouper) is the source of this 2266-nucleotide messenger RNA. RefSeq names its product platelet-activating factor receptor (gene ptafr). The coding region runs from base 111 to 1286 and encodes 391 amino acids. The transcript is spliced from 2 exons. The record is from RefSeq and is a predicted model, not a curated record. Gene Ontology annotation, molecular function: platelet activating factor receptor activity; G protein-coupled purinergic nucleotide receptor activity. Lineage: Eukaryota; Metazoa; Chordata; Actinopteri; Perciformes; Serranidae. Gene Ontology annotation, biological process: chemotaxis; G protein-coupled receptor signaling pathway. Gene Ontology annotation, cellular component: membrane.